This is a messenger RNA of Sphaeramia orbicularis (orbiculate cardinalfish), 1636 nucleotides long. Its product is annotated as zinc finger homeobox protein 4-like. The record is from RefSeq and is a predicted model, not a curated record. The transcript is spliced from 6 exons. Bases 424 to 1485 code for a protein of 353 amino acids. Lineage: Eukaryota; Metazoa; Chordata; Actinopteri; Kurtiformes; Apogonidae.
CUUUGCAGAAUGCAUUAAAUUCUUGGAUUGUCUUUAGAUUUUCUCAGAUUCAUUCUAAACUUGUCAAUGACUGAAUUGGUUUCUGACUAGGAUUGUUUGCUUGUUUGAUCAGCUCUACAAAUGGAACUAAUCCAACUGUUCCUCACUGAGACAUUGGAGUUGAUGGAGUUUCUCUUCACUAGUAACCAGCUCUAAGGUCCAAACACUGAUGUGCACCUGCACACAGGAUGUGCUCCUCCGUCUCUAUGGUAACCGGCCCCGCCUCCUCUCCCCUCUCCCAACCGCAGCGGGGGGGCCCACGGGAGGUGGGAGGAGCCCUUCCGAAGCGGGCGGCCCGGGUCUGAUGUCCCAGCUCGUCCUGCUUUGUCCUCAGCUGCAGCAGACGCCGCUUCUCCCCAGGUUCACCAGAGGAAACCACACAAAAUGCUUCUGCUGCCGCCGGCUGCUCUGUGCUGUCUGUGUUCAGCGCUGGUCGCCACGGCAACACAGCUGAUUCAGGAGGAUGUAACACUGACCAGGAGAGUCGGUCAAAAUGUCUCCUUCAGCUGUAGAGGAACUGAGGAGUGUGAUGGCAGUGUUACAUACUGGUACCAGAAGAAAGACACAGAAACAUUUGAACGGAUUCUCUACAUUUGGAGGAAUAGUGGUUCCAUUUACAAAUAUAAUCAUCCUCAGACAGCUGACUUCUCAUCUGUAGAUAAAGGUAAAGGUUAUGAGUUGCAGAUCCAGACAGUUGGACCCUCUCAUUCAGCCUCAUACUACUGCGCCUGUUGGAAGUCUGACAGUUCUACCCACAGACGAUAUCGCUACUGGAUCUUUGGUUCUGGGACUAAACUGUACGUAACAGAUGAUCCAGUGCUGAGGCCCGUGGUGGGCGUGUGCCUGGCGGUGUCCACGGCCCCGGACGGGAAGACCUCCCUGAUGUGUGUGGCCUCAGGCAUGUUUCCUCCUGAGGUCCGCUUCUCCUGGAAAAGACAGAAGGACCACGGAACUGAGGAGGAUCUGCCCAACGCCCAGGGAGAACAGCUGGAGGUCCAAGAGUCUGGACGGAGAACCUCCAUCAGAACCAUCCAUCAGAACCACGACAGCUCAGAUAAAUACCGGUGCACGGUCCAGCACGAGGGGGGCACCACCCACCAAGAGGUUCUAGCUCGUCCUCCACCAACCCCAACCCCAACCCCUGCUCCUCCACCAGCUCCAACCCCUCCACCAACCCCAACCCCUGCCCCUCCACCAGCCCCAACCCCUCCACCAACCCCAACCCCUGCCCCUCCACCAGCCCCUACCCCUCCACCAACCCCAACCCCUGCCCCUCCACCAAUACCUACCCCUCCACCAUCCCCUACCCCUCCAGUCCAGCUGACUCCUUGUUGUCCUUCCGUCCAGCCCUGGGACUCCCAGCAUCUUCCUUGUCUGUUCUACUCAGUUCUGAUCCUGAAGAGUCUGGUUUACUGCUGUGGACUCUGGGUCAUGAAUCUCAUAUAGACCUUCCACCUGCUGCACACCACUGAGUUCCUUUACAUUCUGUCAUUUGUCAAAGUCAGUGCUGAUCCAUCAGAACCAGCAGGACCUGAAAGAAUCACAAUCACUGACCUACAGUGUUAGAUUUGCUCCAUGCAGACGUAUUAAAUUGGUC